Messenger RNA from Monomorium pharaonis (pharaoh ant), 1310 nucleotides. Its product is annotated as serine hydrolase-like protein. The record is from RefSeq and is a predicted model, not a curated record. The transcript is spliced from 2 exons. NCBI's taxonomy places the organism in Eukaryota, Metazoa, Arthropoda, Insecta, Hymenoptera, Formicidae. The coding region runs from base 230 to 1135 and encodes 301 amino acids.
UGAAUUAAUUUUCUUUUCCUGCGAUCUUUUAUUUCGGUUCUAGUGCUAGCGCCUCAGUAGUAGCGUUUGAUCUGCAGAGAGAAGAAGAGUUCUUCAUCAAUUUUUGUCAGUCUGCAUUAGAUUGCUGUUAUUGCGACGUAAAUUUCAUAAAAUAAUCCAAAUUACGUCCACACAAGAGUGAAUAAACUUUCUGUACGUUGUUCUCGAGACGUAUAUUGUAAGAACAAAAAUGGCGGUAGAAUUUGCGGAGAUAAAAUUGUCUGUACCCUGGGGUCACGUUGCCGCUAGAACUUAUGGUUCUUCCACGGGACAGCCAAUCUUAGUAUUGCACGGAAUUGAAGAUAACGCUGGAGCGUUUACCAGAUUGAUGAAAUAUUUACCAAAAAAAUCAUUUUAUUACGUAUGCGUAGAUUUACCUGGUCAUGGCUGGUCAUCAUCCUUUCCAUCUUGGAUGAUGAUAGACUGGAUGGAUUAUGCACACUCAUUAUAUUUCAUCUUAGACGCACUACAAUGGAAAACAUGUACUGUUCUAGGACACAGUUUAGGAGGGCAAACAGCUUUAAUGUUCAGUAUUUUCCAACCAGACAGAUUUGAGAAGAUAAUUAGUAUUGACGGAUUACUAAUGAUGCCUCGGCUUGUGAAAGACCUAGUAACAUAUUUUCAGACUGCAUCUGCACUCUCAGUAAAAGAUUAUCGUGAAAAAUUUAAUAAAAAACCAUCACUUUUUACUAAAGAAGAGAUAUUACACUCUCUUACGUCUAAAAGGUACACACCUUUGAAUUACGAAGCUGCUAAUGCGAUAUUUGAACGUACAGUUACGGAAGAAAAUGGAAAGUAUAUACAUAAUAGAGAUGUACGAUUAAAAAACCAUCCUUUUUCUUGGAUGUUAAUGGAUGAAUCUAUAAAAUUAAGUGAAAGGCUUCCAAUGAUACCAAUAUACGUUUUUGUCGCAUCUCAUGGUGUUUGUGCUCCAUUUAAAGAAGAAUGUGAAUUAAUAUUGGACAUAAUGAAAGCUAAAACCAUGUUGGAGGUAAUUUAUGUAGACGGAAAUCAUGACGUUCACAAUAAUGAUCCUGAAAAAGUCGCGCCAUUUAUAUGUAAAAUAUUGAAUAGCAGCAACUCCAGCAAACUAUAGAUAAAUGUGUGUGUGUGUGUGUGUAUAAACACACAUUGUAAUAUUUAUCUUUGAUAUAAAAGAUAUGCAUAUAUACUCACGAAAUUCGAAUUUCAGACAGUAGUAUCUGACACGCACAAACAAUCCCAAAAAAUAUUUUUUGUAGAAGUUUAUAUAUAUAUAUAUAUACAUAUAU